Messenger RNA from Vitrella brassicaformis, 856 nucleotides. The record is from the annotation of a GenBank genome assembly. Lineage: Eukaryota; Vitrellaceae.
CUUGACCAGUCCGCGACACAAGCCAAUGACACGGCCCAGUGCUACGAUUUGUGUCGCGACUUUGAAGGAGGCGGGGCAGACAGGAACGAACCGAGCCACCAACUCCACAUUACGUUACCCAGCCGGCAACAGCUGCCUGCCAUCAUUAAAGCGCAUGGCAUGCAUCGCACCGGUUGUCUGUCUGUCUGUCUGUCUGUCUGUCUCUCUGUACACACACGAUCUCUCCUCUCGUCAAUCAGUGGGUGUGUAUGUGUCUGUUGCCGCGCCCACCCCGCCCUUCAUCGAGGUUCGCCUCGCCUCGCCACACAAACCGACAACACAGAACUGUGUAGCAGCUACCGAUUAAUAACGAGGCGGGCAUCCAGCUGUACAAAGAAGUCCCUCAUCCUCGCACGGCUCGUCGCUUUUGUCAGUCAGUCCAUCAGUCAUGCCUUCUUGAAGACCCGCGUUUCGUCCUUCGAUAUCGGCAGAAUCACAUACUCGGCAUUCUCAAACGUCACUGCAUCGCAUCGCAUCACACGCAGAUGCGUUAAUUGCGCUCUCCUCUUUGCUGCCAUGCAUCGUGUGUCAUCUCUCACCCCACCAGUGACUCUGUGAAGCGCUUCGGCCUUGUUGAUCAUCCUUCCCGUGUUCCGCACCACUUUGCCCACCGCCGCCGCCACGGCCUCGGCGUCGCCAUCGAACUUGCCAUCCCUCUGAAGGCACGAGAGCGCACACAUGAUGACCGCUCUCACAGAGAGAGAGUCUUGUUUGCCGUCACUGUUAGCUGUCAUGGUUACCCUCAGGAUCUUUCCACUCGUCGUAUCGAUGACCAUGGCGGGCUGCGACGCACGGGACGAAGCCAUUUUGCUCUUCG